Molecule: messenger RNA, 816 nt
Organism: Henningerozyma blattae CBS 6284
Lineage: Eukaryota; Fungi; Ascomycota; Saccharomycetes; Saccharomycetales; Saccharomycetaceae
Gene: GPN3
Product: putative signal sequence-binding GTPase GPN3
Exons: 1
Coding region: 1-816 (271 amino acids)
Molecular function (GO): GTPase activity
Source: RefSeq, a predicted model, not a curated record
AUGUCCCGUGUAGGUGUUUUAGUAAUGGGACCAGCAGGGGCUGGUAAAAGUACCUUUUGUAAUUCUAUCAUUUCACACAUGCAAACAAUUGGUAGAAGAGCUCAUAUUGUAAAUUUAGAUCCUGCUGCUGAACCGAAUAAAUAUGAAUUUACUGUAGACAUUCGGGAUUUAAUUUCAUUGGAAGAUGUGAUGGAAGAAUUAGAUCUAGGACCAAAUGGUGCAUUAGUAUACUGUUUUGAAUAUUUAAUGAAAAAUCUGGAUUGGCUAGAUGAAGAAAUUGGUGAUUAUAAUGAUGAAUAUUUGAUUUUUGAUUGCCCCGGCCAAAUUGAAUUAUACACACAUAUCCCAAUUUUACCUAACAUAGUGCGCCAUUUACAGCAACACUUAAACUUCAGCUUAUGUGCUACAUAUUUAAUGGAAUCUACCUUCAUUGUUGAUAAUUCCAAAUUUUUCAGUGGCUCCUUAGCUGCUAUGUCAGCUAUGAUUCUAUUAGAAUUACCACACAUCAAUAUCUUAAGUAAAAUGGAUUUAGUCAAAGAUGAUUACUCUAGAAGGAAAUUAAAGAAGUUUUUGAAUCCAGAUCCUAUGCUAUUAAUUAGUGAAAGUAAUAAAAAUAUGAAUCCAAAAUUUUAUCGUUUAAAUAAUGCUAUUGCUCAUCUUGUUGAUGAUUUUGGGAUGAUUCAAUAUUUACCAUUAGAGUCUAAGAAUCCAGAAAGUGUCGCUACCAUAAUAUCAUAUAUCGACGAUGUGACACAAUGGGGGGAAAGCCAAGAAGCUAAAGAACCAAACGAUCAAAUUGAUAUCGAAGAACUGUAG